Molecule: messenger RNA, 416 nt
Organism: Suncus etruscus (white-toothed pygmy shrew)
Lineage: Eukaryota; Metazoa; Chordata; Mammalia; Eulipotyphla; Soricidae
Product: protein CDV3 homolog
Cellular component (GO): cytoplasm
Source: RefSeq, a predicted model, not a curated record
GAAGACGAAUGGAAAGACUUUGAGCAGAAAGAAGUGGAUUACAGCGGUCUCGAGUUCAGGCAAUGCAGAUAAGUGAAAAAGAAGGUGAUAAUGAAAAAAGAGAAGAUCCAGGUGAUAAUUGGGAAGAAGGAGGCGGUGGCGGUACUAGUGGAGAAAAAUCUUCAGGUCCUUGGAAUAAAACAGCUUCUGUACAAGCACCUCCUACUCCAGUAAUAGUUACAGAAACUCCAGAAUCAGCGAUGACUAGUGGUGUGUAUAGUCCACCUGGGGCCGGGUUAACCACAACAAGAAAAACGCCACAAGGCCCACCAGAAAUUAAUAGCGAUACACAAUUCCCAUCCCUGCAGUCCACUGCCAAACGUGUAGAAAGCCGGAAAUACUGAGCCUUCGUAAGGGUUGACUACCUCAGAUUUGCU